Helianthus annuus (common sunflower) is the source of this 2727-nucleotide messenger RNA. Its product is annotated as DEAD-box ATP-dependent RNA helicase 24. The record is from RefSeq and is a predicted model, not a curated record. The transcript has 5 exons. NCBI's taxonomy places the organism in Eukaryota, Viridiplantae, Streptophyta, Magnoliopsida, Asterales, Asteraceae. Gene Ontology annotation, molecular function: RNA helicase activity; ATP binding; RNA binding. The coding region runs from base 218 to 2500 and encodes 760 amino acids.
GAUAAUUUCCCAAUUUUCAACGAAUAAAAUCUCCCUCUGCCUCUAGGUCCAACCCCCACCGCCGAUUAUCACCACCGUCGUCACCUUACACUCUCACACCAAACCAAACCUCAACCUAUAAACCCUUCAUAAAACCACCAAAGCUAGGGUUUAUUCCCACCCUUCUCAUCUCAAUACAACAAACAAACAACCUAGGGUUUCGUUUCCUUUCCUUUCAAUGUCAAAGAGAAAGUUCGGAUUCGAAGGCUUCGGCAUCAAUAAGCAAUCCACAUACAGCUUCGAGCGACCUGACGCACCUCAACGACUCUACGUUCCUCCGUCAUCCCGCGGCGGCGGCCAUGACCACUACGAAGACACCGAUCUCGACAACAUAGAGUACGAAGAAUCCGGCAACAACGCGGUUAAUAACGACGGAGGAGCAGACGACGGUGAAAUUGAUCCGCUGGAUGCAUUUAUGGAAGGGAUUCAUGAGGAGAUGAGGGCGCCGGUGGUUCCGAAGGCGAAAGAGAAGGCGGAUAAGUAUAGAGAUGACGAGGAGGAUGAUCCGAUGGAGAGUUAUUUGAGAGCGAAGAAGGAUAUCGGUUUGACGUUGGCGUCUGAUGCGCUUCAUGCUGGUUAUAAUUCGGAUGAGGAGGUUUAUGCUGCUGCUAAGGCUGUGGAUGCUGGAAUGCUGGAGUAUGAUUCUGAUGAUAAUCCUAUUGUUGUUGAUAAGAAGAAGAUUGAGCCUAUUGCUGCUUUGGAUCAUAGUUUGAUUGAUUAUGAACCGUUUAAUAAAGAUUUUUAUGAAGAAAAACCAUCCGUAUCAGGUAUGAGUGAGCAAGAUGUUGCAGAGUAUCGAAAGAGUCUAGCAAUCCGUGUUGCAGGCUUUGACGUUCCAAGGCCAAUAAAAACAUUUGCAGAAGCUGGAUUCUCUGCAGAGUUGAUGAAAGCAAUUGCAAAACAAGCUUACGAAAAGCCUACUCCAAUACAGUGCCAAUCUUUGCCAGUUGUGCUAUCUGGUAGAGAUAUUAUUGGCAUUGCAAAAACUGGUUCAGGGAAGACCGCAGCAUUUGUUCUUCCUAUGAUUGUACACAUUAUGGAUCAACCUGAAUUGGCUAAAGAGGAGGGGCCCAUUGGAGUAGUUUGUGCACCUACAAGAGAACUUGCACACCAAAUAUAUUUAGAGUCAAAGAAAUUUGCAAAAGCGUAUGGUAUUCGUGUGUCUGCGGUUUACGGUGGGAUGUCGAAGCUCGAGCAGUUUAAAGAACUGAAGUCAGGAUGUGAAAUUGUUAUUGCUACACCUGGGAGGUUAAUAGACAUGCUAAAGAUGAAGGCGCUAACAAUGUCGAGAGCUACUUAUUUGGUUCUUGAUGAGGCUGAUAGAAUGUUUGACCUUGGGUUUGAACCACAAAUUCGGUCAAUCGUCGGUCAAAUCCGGCCGGAUCGUCAAACGUUGCUUUUUUCAGCGACAAUGCCUAGAAAAAUUGAGAAGCUUGCUAGAGAAACACUUACUGAUCCCGUGAGAGUUACUGUUGGUGAGAUCGGGAUGGCUAACGAAGAUAUCACCCAAGAAGUUCAAGUACUUCUUUCUGAUUCAGAAAAGUUGAAUUGGCUGCUUGAAAAGCUACCGGAACUGAUUGAUAAUGGUGAUGUUUUGGUUUUUGCUUCAAAAAAGGCAACGGUUGAUGAGAUAGAAAGCCAGUUAUCGCAAAAAGGGUUUAAAGUUGCUGCCCUUCAUGGUGAUAAAGAUCAGGCAUCUCGUAUGGAGACAUUGCAAAAAUUUAAAGCGGGAACAUACCAUGUUCUUGUUGCGACUGAUGUUGCUGCUCGUGGUCUUGACAUUAAAUCGAUUAAAUCGGUGGUUAAUUUUGAUAUUGCUAGAGAUAUGGACAUGCAUGUGCAUAGAAUUGGGAGAACGGGCCGCGCUGGUGACAAAGAUGGAACUGCUUACACUCUUAUCACACAUAAAGAGGCCCGUUUUGCUGGAGAGUUGGUCAACAGCUUGAUUGCAGCUGGUCAAAAUGUGUCAGUGGAGCUAAUGGACCUUGCUAUGAAGGAUGGGAGGUAUAGAUCCAAACGGGACGCGAGAAAAGGAGGUGGGAAAAGGGCAAAAGGAAGGGGAGGUGGCAAUCGAGGUGUGCGUGGUGUGGAUUUUGGUUUGGGGAUAGGAUACAAUUCAGAACCCAAAGCUGCUUCAUCAACUGGUCGUAGUUCAGCUGUUAAUUCACUUAAAACAGGAGUUAUGGCUCAGUUCAAAAGCAGCUUUGUUGCUGCUUCAUCGAAUUCUCAAAAUCAGGGAUUAAUCAACAGUAACAAGAAAAUGGUUUUGCCUGGUUUUGUUUCUGGUGGUUCCAUAGGUGGAGAAGCACGACCUCCCACUACCACCAUUUCUCCAAGUUUGACUCCCAUGCCACCUGGCAAUACCGCUAAUCAGAACACCGGUCAUGGAAGCCAAGGGAGUUCUGAGAGGUCAAAAGACCGGCCUAGAGAAAGGAGGCGGCCUUCUGGUUGGGACCGCUGAACCGCAAGUGGACUGAUAAGCUUGUAUGUUAUGUGACUUAACACAUCUUAUUGUUUUACAUUUUGGUUUCACAUAUGUAGUUGCCACUUACAAUUUAUAUUUAUCCGACAGUUUGGUUACUGGUGAUAGUUUGUUAGGUAGUUGUCAAAAUACUUCAGUUUGGUAUGGUUUUGUUUUAUUCCAGCAUCACCACAUUUCAGUACUUUAAUAUGUAUGGCUUCAUCUUA